ACAUCUGGAAUACACCAUGACGACUUGAUCAUGGUGUAUAAUUCUUAUACAUUGCUGCAUUUGAUUUGCUAGUAUUUUGUUGAGAGGUUUUUUUUUCUGUGUUCAUCAGAGAUAUUUUCAUGAAGUUUUCCUUGCUUGUAAUGUCUUUAUCUAGUUGUGGUAUUAGGGUUAUGCUGGCCUUAUAGAAUAGAAUGCAUUCCAAAGGCCAAAGCUGAAGCAAAUGAAAGCAGCCACUGUAUAAUGCCACUAGAGUUAUAUUCUUGAAUAGCAAGUCUACUUAAAAACCUCCUUGUUUCUCUGUGUUCCCCAGGAGUAAUGAGCUUCACAAUCUGGCCCUACUUGUUUCUUUCAUUCUCUUCUGCUGUUUCUCGCCAUAAAUUCUAAUGACACUUCCAUCUCUCUACUUAUUGUCAUCUCUACCACUUUUUAACCACAUCAUAUUGGACAGUUUAACUCUCUGAGCCUCAGUUUUCUUGUAUUUAAAGUAACUCACUGGAGUGAUCUCAUCUAAUUCACAAAUAUUAGUUUCUUUUCCCUUUGUCUGCUAUUCCCAAAUACCAUGACUUUUCAUGAUUUGAUGCCUUUAUAUAUGCUGUUCUCUUUCUAAUGAAUUCCUUUCCUUCUGUAACCCAUCUUCUUCCAAGUCCUUCCAAUGAAACCAUCAUUUAAAAAUUCUUUUCAAACGAGAUGAUGCCUGGCUACCACCAAAGAUCGCCCUGACAGGGAACACAGCAGGGGGUCCCUGACAGAGCAGGAGAAAAGUGGGGUGCAGAACUCAAAUUCUAGUAAAAAGACCAGACUUAAUGAUCUGACUGAGACUGGAGGAACCCCAGAAGACAUAGCCUCCAGACUCUCUGUUAACCAAGGACUAAAACCAUUCCCAAAGCCAACUCUUCAGACAAAGAAUAGACUGGAGUAUAAGAAACAAAAUGACACUUGUAAAGAGUGUUUUUCUUAGUUCAAGUAGAUACACAAGACUGAAUGGGCAGCUCCUGUCCGGAAGCGAGAUAAGAAGGCAGAAAGGGAUAGGAGCUGGUUGAAUGGACACAGGAAAUCGGGGGUAGAAAGAAGGAAUGUGUGGUCACAUUAUAGGGAUAGCGACUAGGGUCACAUAACAAGGUGUGUAUAAAUGUUUGUAUGAGAAACUAACUUGAGCUGUAAGCUUUCACCUAAAGUGCAGUAUAAAAUUAAUAAAUAAAAAUUCUCUUCAAAUAUCACUUGCUCUGUGAAGCCGUUGUUGUCUGCCUCUUAAUUCUUUUGUGCACUCACCUCUGCCAUAAUUUGAGUGGUGUUCUAAUGUACUUUUCUCUCCCAUAGAUUGGAACUCCUGGGGCUGGAGCCAGGUCUGCCUAGCACAAUGUCUGGAGAAUAGUAGAUGUCCAGUUAAUACCUCCCAAAUGAAUGAAUGAUGAAUGAAUAAUACAUUAAGUUUCCACAGAACUUAAAAGCCUGAAGGGGCCACAGCUGCAUUGGGAAACAGAUUCUGGAUGGGCCUGGGAAAGACAAUCCAGGCAAUUGGAAUUGCUUACUUUUAUAAAGAGGAAUGGCCUCUGUUAAUAGUGGUCCCUUCAUCUCUGAGGUACCCUUGGACAGAAGAAAUAGAAAAAUGGAUACCAGAGCUAGGUCCAGAAGAAAUCACUGUUAUUCAAAAUAAAGCCGAUGUUGGGAGAAUAUCGACCAGCAAAGUGACAAUUCUGGGUUAUGGUCUUUUAACUACAGAUGCAAAGACUUUGAUAGAUACAUUAAAUAAUCAGAACUUCAGAGUGGUUAUAGUGGAUGAAUCACACUACAUGAAGUCCAGAACCGCAGCCCGCAGCAAGAUUCUAUUGCCAUUAGUACAGAAAGCCAGACGAGCCAUUCUUCUUACAGGAACUCCAGCUUUGGGAAGGCCUGAAGAGCUUUUCAUGCAGAUUGAAGCUCUCUUUCCACAAAAAUUUGGAACAUGGACUGACUAUUCCAAGAGAUACUGUAAUGCACAUGUCAGGUAUUUUGGUAGAAGACCUCUGUGGGAUUGUAGAGGGGCAUCAAAUCUUAAUGAACUUCAUCAGCUAUUAAGUGACAUAAUGAUUAGAAGAUUAAAGAGUGAAGUUUUAACCCAGCUGCCCCCUAAAAUCAGGCAACGUAUUCCGUUUGAUCUUCCAGCAGCAGCAGCUAAGGAAUUGAAUACCAGUUUUGAAGAGUGGGAGAGAUUAAUGAGAGCUCUAAAUUCAGAUGCCACUGAGACUGGUAGCCCCUUUUUUCAAGUCAUGGGAUUGAUUACUCGCAUGUUUAAACAAACUGCUAUUGCCAAGGCAGGUGCUGUAAAGGAUUAUAUUAAGAUGAUGCUUCAGAACGAGUCACUGAAAUUUCUGGUUUUUGGUCACCAUUUAAGCAUGCUCCAAGCUUGCACAGAGGCGGUCAUAGAAAGCAAGACUCGUUACGUUAGAAUAGAUGGAAGUGUUCCAUCUUUGGAAAGGAUACAUCUGGUUAAUCAGUUUCAGAAGGAUCCUGAUACUCGAGUGGCUAUCCUAAGCAUUCAGGCUGCUGGUCAGGGUUUAACAUUUACUGCUGCAACUCACGUUGUAUUUGCUGAGUUGUACUGGGACCCUGGACAUAUAAAACAAGCGGAAGACCGUGUUCAUCGAAUUGGACAGUGCAAUUCUGUGAAUAUUCACUACCUCGUUGCAAAUGGGACUCUAGACACCCUUAUGUGGGGAAUGUUGAAUCGUAAGGCUCAGGUUACAGGGAGCACAUUGAAUGGUAGGAAGGAACAACUUCAGGCUGAGGAAGGCGAUAAGGAAAAAUGGGAUUUCCUGCAGUUUGCUGAGGCUUGGACUCCAAAUGAAAGUUCUGAAGAGCUCAAGAAUGAAGUUUUGUUCACCCAUUUCGAAAAAGAAAAACAGCAUGAUAUUCGAUCAUUCUUUUUACCAAAACUGAAGAAAAGACAGUUGGUGACCUCCUGUGAUGAAUCAAGGGUAUUCCAGGAGAAAAGUACCGGAGAAGCAUCAGUUCCUAGAAAAAUAACUGCAAGCGAUAACGUUGAAUAUGAAAGUGGUGGUAUUGAACCUGACGCUAAAAGAUUGAAAUCGAUUGCUGUCCAGGAUUGCAGCAGUCCACUGGAGGAGAAAGCAUUCCAGCCCAGACAAACCAAAGCUCCACUCAUGGAAGGUGCCCCUGAGGCCAGGUCUCAGUCAGCCACACCAUCCCUUCCUGGAAAGGGUUGGCAGUGUGGUUUCUGCACCUAUAUCAAUAAUUCAGUGUUGCCUUAUUGUGAAAUGUGUGAGCACCCUCAAGGCAGUGCUGAUAGCCUCAGCCAGACCCAGGGUAAAAACAAAAGUGGAAAGGAUGAUUCUCAAAAAGACACCUCCAAAAAAGUUGGAACUAACCCUGACUGUGAAAAACAAGUCCUUGCACAGUCAGCACCUGAACUGUUGCCUGAAAACAAGGAAGAGCCAUCAGAAAUUGAAAAGGGAGAUGGGCUCACUCCCCAGCCAAAUACUGAACAGUUGAAGAGUUCAGCGGCUUUGCCAGUAUAUGAUAUCUUAAUGUUCUGUGCAAGUAAGAAUACUGACCGGAUUCAUCUCUAUACUAAGGAUGGAAAACAGAUGAAUUGUAAUUUCAUUCCUUUGGAUAUAAAAUUAGACCUUUGGGAAGAUUUACCAGCAAACUUUCAGCUGAAACAAAAUCGCUCACUGAUUUUGAGGUUCGUUCGUGAAUGGAAUAGUCUAACUGCCAUGAAGCAAAGGAUUAUCAGGAAAAGUGGUCAGCUGUUUUGUAGCCCAAUUCUUGCUUUCGAAGAGAUCACAAAGCAACAAACCAAACAAAAUAGUACCAAAAGGUAUAUAACCAAAGAAGAUGUUGCCGCAGCCUCGAUGGACAAGGUGAAGAAUGAUGGGGGCCAUGUCCGUCUGAUCACAAAGGAAUCUCAUGACCCUUCUGCAAAAAAGUUUCUUGGAGCUGGAGCCUGUGUCCCAUUUCCAAAUCCCUGCACAGCCCAGAGCGAUCUCACCGUGAAGCCUUCCACUUCCAAGGGCUAUUUGCAAGCUGUGGAUAAUGAAGGGAAUCCACUUUGCCUUUUCUGUCAGCAACCCACUUGCCAGACUAACCAAGAGUGUAAAGUGAACACUUGGGAUUCACGGUUUUGCUCUCUGAAAUGUCAGGAGGAGUUUUGGAUUCGAUCUAAUAACAGUUACCUGCGAGCCAAAGUAUUUGAAACUGAACAUGGUGUGUGUCAGUUAUGUAAUUUGAAUGCACAAGAACUCUUUUUACUUCUGAGAAAUGCCCCUAAAAGUCAGAGGAAGAAUCUUCUGGAUGUUACCUGGACCUCAAAGCUCUCAUUAGAACAGCUCAAUGAAAUGAUAAGAAACCCAGUAGAAGGCCAUUUCUGGCAGGUGGACCACAUCAAGCCAGUCUACAGCGGAGGAGGACAGUGCUCCCUGGACAACCUGCAGACACUCUGUACUGUCUGCCACAGAGAGAGAACUGCCAGACAAGCCAAAGAAAGAAGCCAGGUGAGAAGACAAUCUCUGGCAGCAAAGCACGGAUCAGACAUCACACGGUUUUUGGUAAAGAAGUGAAGUGUAGAAGUAUAUGCAUGGAUGACAAAUGGUUUACAUGUGGAGGAAUUUAAUGCAAACUUUUUUUCACAUGUGUCUAAUUUUGUAAGAGUGAAAAUUUUCAGGACAAAAAUCAAGAAGUCAACCUCCCUUUUUAUAUUAAGUACUUUUUAUACUAAAUUGAUAGCUUUUAAAAGUACUUAACAGAAACCAAGUUACAAUAACAACUAUUUCUGUGAUCUUGUUGAUUUCGUGCAGACUCUAAAUUAUGUUUCAACAAUGUUAUGUUAAGGCUACAUUUUCCCCUAAUGUACCUUAAUCACUGUAUUAUGCAUAGAUAUUGCUUUUGAAAAAUGAACUUUCAGGUACCUGAAAAACGCUGCUGAAUUAGUAUUGCUUCUGGACUAUUGUAGUUAUAAGUGGAGUGCUGUAUAAACUAUAAGGGAAACUUUGUAGGCAAGUCAUCCUUAUUCAGAAAUUCUGGUGCAAACCUGACCAGCCUGCUCAGUAUCUAAGAGGAAUGCUUGUUCACUAAAUGCCUCCAAACUGGGCUUGGGAUACACAUGUAGGGUUGUUGCCUUUUUUGCUUUAUUUCUUAGCCAGCCAUCUUUAUUGAAAAGAUGCUUUUGAAAAUAAGCUAAUUGUACUUAUGGUGUUUUGGGGAUGAUUUGGGGGCUUCUGGGUAAAGUAAUUGUUAAAAAUAUUAAGAAAAAACUGAAAACAAAGUGUGAAAUGACAUUUAAGGUUCAUUUUGUGAGUUUUAAAAAAUGCAUAAAACUAGACUUACUAUCAAAGCACGCUUUAUCUCAUGGUUGUCAUUUUCUGAUUUUAAAAUCCUGUUUUAUUACAAGUGUAUUUCUGAUACCUCUUUUAAAAAGAAUGAUGAUUGUGAAACACUUUACAGUAAAGCAUGAUCAGAUGGAUAUACACAUUAAAAAAUACAAUGGUAAUACUACUACUAAAGGUAUUUCAGAGCAUAGAAAAGGAUGGAAUACUCCUAAACUCAUUCUGUGGAGCCAGUAUAUCCCUGAUACCAAAACCAGGUAAAGACACCACAAAAAAGAAAAUUACAAACCUAUAUCCCUCAUGAACUCAGAUGCAAAAAUCUUCAACAAAAUCCUAGCCAAUAGAAUUCAACAACAUAUCAAAAAAAUAAUUCACCAUGACCAAGUAGGAUUCAUACUAGGUAUGCAGGGAUGGUUCAACAUUAGACAAACAAUUAAUGUAAUCCACCGUAUAAAUAUGUUUAACCAUAUAAAUAAAACAAAAGACAAGAACCACAUGAUCUUAUCAAUUGAUGCCGAAAAGGCAUUUGACAAAGUCCAGCACCCAUUCAUGAUAAAAACUCUCAGCAAAAUAGGCAUAGAAGGAAAAUUCUUCAGCAUAAUAAAGGGCAUUUACACAAAGCCAACGGCCAACAUCACCCUAAACGGAGAGAGCCUGAAAGCAUUCCCCUUGAGAUUGGGAACCAAACAAGGAUGCCCUUUAUCACUGCUCUUAUUCAACAUUGUGCUGGAGGUCCUAGCCAGAGCAGUUAGGCCAGAUAAAGAAAUAAAGGGUAUCCAGAUUGGUAAGGAAGAAGUAAAAGUAUCUCUAUUUGCAGAUGACAUAAUCUUAUACACAGAAAACCCUAAGGAAUCCUCAAGAAAACUACUGAAACUAAUAGAAGAGUUCAGCAGAGUAUCAGGAAACAAGAUAAACAUACAAAAAGUAGUUGGAUUCUUCUAUGCCAACAAAAAGAACAUGAAAGAAAAUUACCAAAUCAAUACUAUUUACAGUAACCCCAAGAAGAUAAAAUACUUAGGAAUAAAUCUUACCAGAGAUGUAAAAGACCUAUACAAAGAAACUACAAGACACUACUGCAGGAAAUCAAAAGAGACCUACAUAAGUGGAAAAACACAGCUUGCUCAUGGAUAGGAAGGCUCAACGUUGUAAAAACGUCUGUUCUGCCAAAAGCAAUCUAUAGAUACAACGCAAUUCCAAUUCGAAUUCCAACAACAUUUUUUUAUGAGAUGGAGAAACAAAUCACCAACUUCAUAUGGAAGGGAAAGGGGCCCCAAAUAAGUAAAGCAAUACUGAAGAAGAAGAACAAAGUGGGAGGCCUCACACUACCUGAUUUUAGAACCUAUUAUACCACCACAGUAGUCAAAACAGCCUGGUACUGGUACAACAACAGAUACAUAGACCAAUGGAACAGAAUUGAGAAUCCAGACAUAAAUCCAUCCACAUAUGAGCAGCUGAUAUUUGACAAAGGCCCACAGUCAGUUAAAUGGGGAAAAGACAGUAUCUUUAAAAAACAGCACUGGUAUAACUGGAUAUCCAUCUGCAAAAAAAAUGAAACAAGACCCGUACCUCACAUCAUGCCCAAAAACUAACUCACAAUGGAUCAAAGACCUAAAUAUGAAAUCUAAAAUGAUAAAGUUCAUAGAAGAAAAAAUAGGGACAAUGCUAGGAGCCCCAAUACAUGGCAUAAACAGUGUACUAAACAUAACUAACAAUGCACAAACACCAGAAGAGAAACUAGAUAACUGGGAACUCCUAAAAAUCAAACACCUAUGUGCAUCCAAAGACUUCACCAAAAGAGUAAAAAGAUGACCUACAGGCUGGGAAAAAGUUUUUAGCUAUGGCGUCUGAUCUCCAAAAUCUGCAUGAUACUGCAAAAACUCAACAACAAAAAGACAAAUAACUCAGUUAUAAGAUGGGCAAAGGAUAUGAACAGGCACUUCACUAAAGAAAAGAUUCAGGUAGCUAACAGAUACAUGAGGAAAUGCUCAAGAUCAUUAGCCAUUAGAGAAAUGCAAAUCAAAACUAUAAUGAGAUUCCAUCUCACUCCAACAAGGCUGGCAUUAAUCCAAAAAACACAAAAUAAUAAAUGUUGGAGAGGUUGUGGAGAGACUGGAGCACUUAUACACAGCUGGUGGGAAUGUAAAAUGGUAUAAACACUUUGGAAAUCAAUUUUGCGCUUCCUUAAAAAACUAGAAAUAGAACUACCAUACGAUCCAGCAGUCCCACUCUUUGGAAUAUAUCCUAGAGAAAUAAGAGCCUUUACACAAACAGAUAUAUCCACACCCAUGUUCAUUGCAGCACUGUUCACAAUAGCAAAAAGAUGGAAGCAACCUACGUGCCCAUCAGUGAUUCAAUGGAUAAACAAAUUAUGGUAUAUUCACACAACAGAAUAGUACACAUCGAUAAAGAACAGUGAUGAAUCCGUGAAAUAUUUCAUAACGGAGGAAUCUGGAAGGCAUUACGCUGAGUGAAAUUAGUCAGUUGCAAAAGGACAAAUAUUGUAUGAGACCACUAUUUUAAGAGCUCAAGAAAUAGUUUAAACAGAGAAGAAAAU
This is a messenger RNA of Loxodonta africana (African savanna elephant), 7875 nucleotides long. It is a transcript of the gene ZRANB3, whose product is annotated as zinc finger RANBP2-type containing 3. Gene Ontology annotation, biological process: replication fork processing; DNA repair. Gene Ontology annotation, molecular function: endonuclease activity; zinc ion binding; ATP-dependent chromatin remodeler activity. The coding region runs from base 1488 to 4556 and encodes 1022 amino acids. The transcript has 20 exons. The record is from RefSeq and is a predicted model, not a curated record. NCBI's taxonomy places the organism in Eukaryota, Metazoa, Chordata, Mammalia, Proboscidea, Elephantidae.